Chiloscyllium plagiosum (whitespotted bambooshark) is the source of this 2016-nucleotide messenger RNA. NCBI's taxonomy places the organism in Eukaryota, Metazoa, Chordata, Chondrichthyes, Orectolobiformes, Hemiscylliidae. The record is from RefSeq and is a predicted model, not a curated record.
AUGGAAGACAGUCUGAUUGAAUAUUUCCAUUAUGGUAUUCCCCGCUUUUCGAUAGUUUGCUUUAUGCCACUUUGCUUUUGUGAAAGACCUACAGGUAACUAUUUUCCAAGUUAUGGCUUUCAAUAUGGAGAUCGAGACCAGACAUUUCAGCGCAAUUAUUACAAUCCGAAAGAAGGAACAUGUUAUACUUGGGGGGCUGAUCAUUUCCAUACCUUUGACAAUGCAUUAUUUGUCAUCAACGCAACAUGCAACUAUAUAUUUGCGAGCGAUUGUUUUGGAGAUUUCAAUAUUCAACUUCGUAGAAAGAUUGAUGGAAAGAUUUCAAGAAUCAUAAUCCAGAUCAUUAGUACGAUGGUUAAGAUUGAGAAUGGAGAUAUUACAGUGAAUGAAGAGGGACCCAUCAACGUACCAUACCAUGGAAAUCAAAUACAAAUCCAUCCUGUGGAAACCGAAAUCAAAUUAGUUGUUAAACAACAAGGUUUUGAUAUUGUUAUUACCUGGGACAAUGAAAACUUUCUGAUGGUUGAACUUGGUGAUCAGCAUCAAAAUAAAACAUGUGGCUUGUGUGGUGAUUUCAAUGGUUCUCCUGAUGCUAAUGAGUUUAUCAUAGACGGUAUCGAACAAAGCGUGUAUCAUUUUGCCAGAAAGUGGCAAAUAGAUGACCCUUCAGAAGAUUGCCAUGCUGAACAACAAUCAUAUUUGGUAGCAGAUAACCAAGAAUUUGAAGCUUUCUGCAAUGUGUUGCUGAACAUCGUGGCUCCAUUAUGUAAAAUACGAAGAGCAGAUUACAUCAAGCAAUGCCAAUGGGACCUUUCUCGGUGCAUCAUACAAGGAGACAAAAAGUGUGCAUGCGCUACUUUUUCUCAAUUUUCACGUCAGUGUUCUAGGGCAAUGCACCCUGUGAACAACUGGAGAAAUAGCACAUUUUGUCCAAUGGCUGACUGUCCAGGAAACCAGAUAUACCGGGAAUGUGGAUCUCCCUGCAAAUCUACUUGUUUAAAUCCACAGUUUACCUGUGACAGUUAUUGCAAACCUGGUUGCUUCUGUCCUCCUGGAAGUGUUCUUGAUGAUAUUACUUCAAAAGAUAAAUGCAUACCACGACAUGAAUGCUCCUGUGUUCUAAAUGGGAAAAUUUAUGCUCCAGGAGAAAAAAUGGAUUCAUCAUGUACUACCUGCAUAUGUGUUGGAGCACAAUGGGACUGCUCUGACAUUCAAUGUCCUGGCACUUGUUCAAUCGAAGGAGGCUCAUUUGUGACGACGUUUGAUGAAAGAACAUACAGAUUCCAUGGUGAUUGCGAGUAUCUACUUGUUGGGAGCAAUAAAAUGGCCAGGCAUGGUACUGUAGAAGCAGUUUUUGAACAAUGCGGUACUACAUACACAAAAACCCGUUUAGCAAGUGUCAUCUAUGCUACUUAUGAGAUGAAAAUCGUUUUUUCAAUGGAUGGGAAAAUAGAAGUAAAUAAUCAACAGAAAGAUUUACCAUUUCGGGCAGGCAAUGUCAAAAUCUACAGACGCUCUUCCAAUUACAUUCAAAUGAAUACCAACUUUGGCCUGGACAUACUUGUAAAGGUUAUUGAAGUUUUCCAGGUGUAUAUCACAGUUGGAGUGAUGUUUUAUGGCAGUACCAGUGGGCUAUGUGGUAAUUUCAAUGGAGAUUCAACAGAUGAUUUUAAGAGCAGUAUGGAAAUAACAGAAGGUAGUCCGGUUAAUUUUGUGAAUUCCUGGAGAGUCACAGCACAUUGUGGAGUUGCUCAUGAUGAGGAUUCUGAUCCUUGCUCAUUAAGUCAAGUAAACGAGGUGUUUGCUGAGACCCAUUGCUCUGAACUGUUGAAAGAGAACUCCAUAUUUGGACAAUGUCACAACUACUUGGAUCCUAUAGAAUUUUAUCAGUUUAAUAUUGUCAGUAAUGACCUGAAGGAUGCCCUAAAGUUUAAAACCAGAAUGGACUCUUCAAGUGUUGGCACCACCAGUGGUGUAUCUGCCAGUAGGAAGCAGCUGAUGGCAUCUGCCUCCUGA